ACUCCGGCUAGCGGCUACCCCGGCGUCAUCGACGAUCUGAUCUUCAGCGGGGCCGGAUCCGGUUGCCGCGGAGAUGACGAAGACGAGUGUACGCCACCGUUCGAGACAGGCAGCGGAGACGACAUCAUCACACCGGUGUACGUUCCACCGACGAAGCAAACGACGGCGGCAGCGGGCGCCACUGGAGGCGGAAGCGGAGCCGGCAAAGGUAACCGAAGGAAAGACGAAGGUAAACUGUGCGAUGACGAGGACUGUAUACAUGGAUCCGGAUCCGGUGAAGUGACGGAGGUGUUCACCGCUUCGACUGCUAAGAGUUCAGAAACGAGUCCGGACGUUACGUACACCACAGUUGACUUCGACAAGAAAACCGAUGGUACAACUACGCUGACGACUCAAGGUCGGUCGGAAACGUACGCCCCAAGCGAAACGACACGGGAGAUGGAUAUGACGAGUAGUGGAACGACAAAUUACGGCACCAGUUCAGGAACCAGUGGAAGUAGCUACGGAACAACAGUAUCGAUUGGUACGACGGGUACAACAAGUGGCACGUCUAGUGGAACGAGCAGUCGAACGACGUACACUACGGGUACGACGUCGGGUUCAAGCACAUAUGGAUCGACAACGCAGCAGCAGACCCCGUCGGAAACUACUAUAAGCUAUCGAGACCGGGAUCGAGAUCAUAUCCGGGAGACGACGCAACCUCAGGCGCCCACAACAACAGAAGAUGACGAGGUCAUAGAAGAUAGAGGACCCGAUGAUGAAGAUGGUACAGAAAUGCAGCCACCCAACAAAGGUCAACGAAAGCCUCCGCCAGUGAAAGUGUCGGAGCCACCGAAUCCGGAACCAGAGCCACCUUAUAAUGCGCAUCCACCGGCAUUCCCACCAACAAGGGUUCCGAAGCAUAAAGGUGGUCGAAUCAAUUCAGAAGCCGAAGAGCGAACUGCCAUGAUUAUUGGUAUCGUAGCGGGUGCGUUGAUCGCCGUCAUAUUGGUUAUCCUGCUAGUGCUGUGGAUCAAAUCUAAUGGAGAUCGCUCUUACAAGACAGAGCACGAUAAGAGCGGUCUUUACGGCACGGGUCCAAGUGCAGCGUUGUUGGGCGGAUCGCACACCAAUACACACAAUGCUCACUACAAUACGCAUCAACAACAGCCGCACCAUCAGCAACCUCCACAUUACAAUGGCAGUAGUGGCGGAGGAGGUGGAGGAGGCGGAGGUGGCGGUGGAAUGGGACAUCACGGAAACGGCGGUAACGUGCCAUUGAAUGGGUCUUUACGGCACCAUCACAAUGGCGGAAACGGCAUGGGAGGAAGCGGGGCCAUGGGAAUAGGCAGCGGUGGCAGUGCUGCCAGUAUGGGAUACAACGGCAGUGAUCGAGGCAGUAUGCAAUCGGGAGGAAUGGGUCCACCGCAGAAACCGAAAAAUCGCAACUCCAAGGACAUCAAAGAGUGGUAUGUUUAAAUCCGCUCUCGGACGCUCUCUCACAAAUACACAUACGAAUGAACGCACUCACACGCGCAUCAGAGACGUUAUAUUUAUAAAACCUUGUUUCCGCUGUUACUGGAAAUGGAUAACACAGGCGACUCACACACUCACAAGCGCGAAGUCACCCACGGCAGACUCAUUAAUACCUAUCAUUGAUUAAUUAUAGUCGAU
Armigeres subalbatus is the source of this 1653-nucleotide messenger RNA. Its product is annotated as neurexin 1-like. NCBI's taxonomy places the organism in Eukaryota, Metazoa, Arthropoda, Insecta, Diptera, Culicidae. The annotation marks the transcript as partial. The record is from RefSeq and is a predicted model, not a curated record. The transcript has 2 exons.